Messenger RNA from Rhagoletis zephyria (snowberry fruit fly), 2927 nucleotides. It is a transcript of the gene Jasper, whose product is annotated as JIL-1 anchoring and stabilizing protein. Lineage: Eukaryota; Metazoa; Arthropoda; Insecta; Diptera; Tephritidae. The record is from RefSeq and is a predicted model, not a curated record.
CCGCACAAAAACUAAAAAAGAAAAUUGGCGGAAAGAGAAAUCAUACUAAACAAAAGCGUGGAAGUGAAUUUUAUAUAUUUGAUUCAGAAAUUAAAAAUUUACUCUACUAAAAAGCAUAAUGGGAAAGGAAAAGAAACAAUUUAAUAUUGGCGACUUGGUUUUCGCUAAGGUAAAGGGCUAUCCAGCAUGGCCAGCAAAGAUUACUAAGUACAACAAUAAAAAGUACAGCGUGUACUUUUACGGAACGGGAGAGACUGCAAACAUCAAAGUGGAGGAUCUUUUCCUAUAUGCGGAAAGUAAAGAAAAGUUUGCUACCGACAAAAAUCUUAAGCGUUCAAACUUUCGUGAGGCUAUUGAGCAGAUAGAGGCGGCAUUAAACGGAGAAGAUUCGGCUCCUAUCGAUUUACCGGGUGCUGCAGCGUUGGGAGACGAAACCUUAGAUGAUGGCACUGAGGCAUUCGCGGAUAUCACGGCUGAAGAUUGCCAAAUGGAUGAAAGUGCCAUAGUUGUCGGAAUAGAAGAAGGGAAAGAUGUAGCAAAUCAAAUUGAUGAACAAUUGAGGGCACAUAAAAUAAAAGAAGAUAAACAAGUGCCACUAGUAACGUCUACGACGGAUAACCCGGAAUUAGUCAGCCGCAGUGGUCGCAAAAUUAAAACAAAGCGAUACAUUGAUGAAGUACAGGAUGGACCCUCUUUAUCUCAUUCACCACCUUCGAAGAAAAAAGUACCAGCAGAAGGUGUAUCUUCUGAUGCGAAAAAAUCUGCCAAGAAAUCGGGCAGCUCCUCUAAGCCAACAGCUACCAUUACGCCCACCGUUAAGCCCUCUGGCGGCAAUAAGAGUGAAUUAUUUAACAAUUUAUUACUAGCUUUUGUGCCGCCAGCCAAAUGUGUUGGCAUCAAGUUGGACUUCGGAAAACCGGAGUCAUUUCCAAGUACGGCUGAGCGAACUAAAUGGGAAGAGAAAGCUCGAAAAGAUGCUGAAGAAUUAAAGGAGAAGCUAGAGAUUGGCCAAAUUAAACUAGAAGCUGUAAAGGAUCGUGUGAUCAUAAAUCCUCCUCGAGCAAAGAUUCAUCAAGAUGCUGCAAAUAGAUUCACCAAUCAGAUGAUAGAGCAGGAGGAUGCGCUUUUCGUUGAGCGCGACUUUAUACAAAUAUCACAGCAAUUGCGUGAAAGCUUGGGAUUGAAAAGUGCUGACGUAAAUCGUUGUGUGGACCUACUCAAGCAAUAUAAAGAUUUCGAAUUAACACAGUUAAUGUUGUUACGUAAUCCAGAUUGUGUGGACAUCAUAAGGCGCUUACGCCGCUAUGUUGGAAAUUUGAAAGAAUGGUCACUGAGCGCCGACGAAGAAAUUGAAUUCAAAGCCAAGGCGGAAACCAUACGCAACGAAGCAGUUAUUAUAUACAACUACUUUAAAAAACUGUUUAAAAUUUCAGGCGAUCAGCAGUUUUGGGAACCUUUCUGUGAUCAAGUAAAAACGUACAAAGAAUGCACGAAACAUAUUAGUGAGCAAAAUCGCAUCACAAUGAGUGAGAAAGCGUAUAUGAAUAUUUGUGCUAAUCGCAAUAGAGAUGAGAAAAACUCAGAAAAUAAAGAAAUAGGGUCAAAAAGUAAUGUUGAGAAGGAACACUUGAACGAAGAAUCGGGCAUAACGAUGGAAAGUCAGAAACAAGGAUCAGGAAUGAUGGAAGACAAUGCUGAAUUGGGUACGGAAGAUUCCCUCGUCAUCGCUGAAAGCAACGUACUUGAAACGCGCGUGGAAUCCUAAAUCUCUCCUUAAAAAAGUCAAAUAUUCAAAGAAAUUACACGAUUUAUUGGCUUCAAUUUUCAAACUUUGCGUUACUAAUUCCAUGGUGGCACAGAAUAUGUAAAAAACAAAUACCAAAACACGAGUUUAUAUACAUAUAUAUGUUUAAUGUAUGUAUGCUUAGGUACUGAUUAACUAAACAGAAAACAUGCUACUGGUAUAAUUGAUAUACAUACAUAUGUAUGUAUAUACAUAUUUGUAUAUUGUUUUUUUUUAUAUUGUGUUUAUGCCAAAUCCAUUACGAGGUGUGUACAAUAAAUAUAAAGUAUUUUUCGUUUAAAUUCGCACUUGUUUUUGGAAAGUGUUUUAACCCAAAAUUUACCAUUUGUCAGGAAGCACAAAGCCUACUUUUUGCAAAAAUUACAAAAAAAAAAAUAUAAUAAAAAUAAAAUAUUGCCUUAGCUUUUGCUUACAGGUAAAUGUCUGGACUCUUCUAAAUAAAAAAUUUGUUGUAAUGUUUACCGUUUGUACAUUUACUUCUAACAAAAGCAAUAAAUAUAUCGGCCCUAUCGCGAAUUUCACAUAUUCCCAAAAAUUAUAAAGCAAACAAAAACAAUUUUUCCCAAUUUGUUUUUGUUUUGCAUGUUUAAUUAUGGGAAAGAAAUAUUCACUCGAAAUCGGCGAUAGGGCUGAUAUAAAAAAAAAUUUGUGUGCUACAAAAAACCAACAUGAGGCGGUUGCAGCGACCUAGAAUAGGUCAAUUCUUCAAUCGACGUCAAUCUAAACUAACGGUAUGCCUAGGAAUGUACUGUUUCACAAGGUCCGACCUUUUCAAUUGACCCCUUCAUAGGGUUUCUUUUUUACUGUUUUCUGAUAACUAGAAAAUUUUGUUAAUACAAUUUCGAAUAACGAGUACGAUAUACACGUGUAUAGACUAUUUUUUCUACUAAAAUUGCAUCACUUAACACGAUUCAAUUUGAAUUUUGUUUACUGGUUAUCUGCAUUUGUGAAACAAGAACACCAACCAAACUAUCUAUGUCCCAUAUGUACAUACAUGGCUCAUGAACACUUAUAAGCGAUCGAAUUAGUUUGUAUAAAUUUAAACGCUGCGAAUGCACAUACAUUUCUAGUUGGUCAUUUUCAGCAGUACAUACAUACAAUAAAUCUAUUCAUAUCCGUAAAA